AUGCUAUAUUGGUAUUCAGAUGAAAGCGAAAAUUGUUGUUCGACUCACCUCAUAGAUGGGGAUGGUGUUUUCAAUGCUGCUGGAAUUGAUAAAUUCAUGAAGGAAGUUAAACUUGCCGAAUGUGGCCUUUCUUAUGCUGUUGUAGCUAUAAUGGGUCCUCAGAGUAGCGGAAAGAGUACAUUGUUGAAUAACCUGUUUGGGACUAAUUUUAAGGAAAUGGAUGCUUUUAAGGGAAGGUCUCAAACCACAAAAGGUAUAUGGUUGGCACAUUGUGUUGGGAUCGAACCUUGCACUCUUGUAAUGGAUUUGGAGGGUACUGAUGGAAGAGAACGAGGAGAGGAUGAUACUGCAUUUGAAAAACAGAGUGCUCUUUUUGCCCUUGCCGUAUCAGAUAUAGUGCUCAUAAAUAUGUGGUGUCAUGAUAUUGGCCGUGAGCAAGCAGCAAACAAACCUCUGCUGAAAACCGUGUUUCAAGUUAUGAUGAGAUUAUUCAGUCCACGCAAGACAACUUUGAUGUUUGUCAUUCGCGAUAAAACAAGGACACCUCUUGAAAACUUGGAACCCGUUCUAAGGGAAGACAUUCAGAAGAUAUGGGAUUCUGUACCUAAACCGGAAGCUCACAAGGAAACUCCACUUAGUGAUUUUUUCAAUGUUGAAGUUGUUGCACUCUCAAGUUAUGAAGAGAAGGAAGAACAGUUUAAAGAGCAGGUGGCUAGUUUAAGACAACAAUUUUACCAUUCUAUUGCCCCCGGUGGGCUUGCUGGGGAUAGGCGUGGUGUUGUUCCUGCUUCAGGCUUUUCUUUCAGUGCACAACAGAUAUGGAAGGUUAUUAAGGAGAAUAGGGACCUCGAUCUUCCCGCUCACAAGGUCAUGGUUGCUACUGUUCGAUGUGAAGAGAUAGCUAAUGAAAAAUUCUCCGCCUUCAUUGAAAAUGAGGAAUGGCGACAGUUGGAAGAGAUGGUACAAUAUCAGAUAGUGCUAGGGUUCGGGAAGAAGCUCACCUCUAUUCUCGAUGUUUGUCUAUCCGAGUAUGAUGCAGAGGCAACAUAUUUUGACGAAAGUGUCAGAUCUACAAAGCGGAAACAAUUGGAAGAGAAACUUUUGCAACUUGUCCAACCUGCAUAUCAAUUCAUGUUGGGACACAUACGCUCGGGAACCUUGGAUAAAUUUAAAGCAGCCUUUGAAACUGCAUUGAAUGAAGGGAAAGGAUUUUCAGCUGCUGCAAGUGAUUGCAUGGAAUAUUUUAUGUCACAGUUUGGUGAAGCAGCUGCAGGUGCUGACAUUGACCAAGCAAACUGGGACUCAUCGAAAGUAAGGGAAAAACUUAGGCGUGAUAUAGAUGCACAUAUUGCUGAUGUUCGGGAGGCCAGGCUCUCUGAACUCACAUCAAUAUACGAGAAAAAACUAAACGAGGCAUUAUCUGAACCAGUGGAGGCUCUGCUAGAUGGAGCUAGUGAUGACACGUGGCCAGCAAUUAGAAAACUUUUCAGACGCGAGACUGAAACUGCAGUUACUGGAUUUUCCAAAGAACUUUCUGGAUUCGAAAUGGAUGAGGUGACAAAGAAUAAAAUGCUCUCGAGGUUGGAGGAUUAUGCUAGAGGAUUAGUAGAAGCCAAAGCUAAGGAAGAAGCAGGAAGGGUCUUGAUCCGUAUGAAAGACAGGUUCUCAACAAUGUUUAACAAUGAUUCUGACUCGAUGCCACGAGUCUGGACUGGGAAGGAAGACAUACGAGCAAUCACCAAAACAGCACGUUCUGCUUCUUUGAAGCUAUUAUCUAUCAUGGCUGCUGUUCGUCUGGAUGAUUUUGCGGAUAAUAUUGAGCGUACAUUAUCACUUGCUCUUGCGGACCCCAAAACUGCAGCCUCUACUAAUAGAGGUAUCUCAAUCGACCCGCUUGCUUCAAGCAGUUGGGAUGAGGUUCCCUUAUCGAAAAGCUUGUUAACACCAGUCCAGUGUAAAUCUCUAUGGAGGCAGUUUAAAGCCGAGACAGAAUAUACUGUUAGUCAAGCCAUUGCUGCUCAGGAGGCCAGCAAGCGAAACAACAACUGGUUGCCACCUCCAUGGGCAAUUGUCGCUAUACUUGUCUUGGGAUUUAACGAGUUUAUGACCCUUUUGAGAAAUCCUUUGUAUUUGUGCGUCAUUUUCGUCGGUUUCCUGCUUAUGAAAGCUCUUUGGGUUCAACUCGACAUAUCCGGUGAAUUCCGCCAUGGAUUUUUAGCUGGAAUCUUAGCAUUAUCCACAAAGUUUUUGCCAACUGUCACGAACCUUCUAAGGAAACUAGCCGAAGAAGGCCAAACCAAACGGCAUGCUAAUACUGAAACUCCUCAGAAGCCUCGAGUUCAAGAAAAGAGCUUCGAAAGUGCUUCAAACGAGCAUACUCGUUUAUCAUCAACAGCUUCGUCUGAGGUCACUUCAUCAGAAAACAGCAACGAGUACUCGAGUCCCAAUCGGAAAACACAGUAA
This is a messenger RNA of Striga hermonthica, 2463 nucleotides long. Lineage: Eukaryota; Viridiplantae; Streptophyta; Magnoliopsida; Lamiales; Orobanchaceae. The record is from the annotation of a GenBank genome assembly.